Messenger RNA from Sinocyclocheilus anshuiensis, 1076 nucleotides. RefSeq names its product homeobox protein engrailed-1-B-like. The transcript is spliced from 2 exons. Gene Ontology annotation, cellular component: nucleus. Lineage: Eukaryota; Metazoa; Chordata; Actinopteri; Cypriniformes; Cyprinidae. Gene Ontology annotation, biological process: multicellular organism development; neuron differentiation; regulation of transcription by RNA polymerase II. Gene Ontology annotation, molecular function: DNA-binding transcription factor activity, RNA polymerase II-specific; RNA polymerase II cis-regulatory region sequence-specific DNA binding. The coding region runs from base 217 to 1029 and encodes 270 amino acids. The record is from RefSeq and is a predicted model, not a curated record.
CGCGCGAUGCAUUGUCUGACAUGAAUAACGGGUGUGUUUUGACACUUGAAACGCCUUGAUCGCGGAAAGCAUUCCGAUGCUAUGACAGUCGCUUCUCUUAAGGUAUUUCGUAUACCUUUAUUUUAACACUAUAGACUGCAUUCUUGUUUAUUGCUAUCCGGAUACUGCUCUUUGCAACAAGUGGAAUUUUGGUGUGCAGACCACGAUCCAGCUGUCAUGGAGGAGCAAAAGGAUCAAAAUAGUCGUGAUUCGACUGAGUCUGAGAGCGUCUCGCUCUCACCCAAUAUACCAUCUCCUCCGAUUUUACCUCACCAGGCUGCGCAGCAAGCCCACAGAACCACGAACUUUUUCAUCGACAAUAUUCUAAGGCCAGAUUUCGGCAGCAAGAAAGAUCUUGGGAGUAGGGACCGGGCGCAAACCUCGGGUAGGGAGAACGUUAACCCAAUGGUGAUAAGGCCGUCGCAUAAUAGCAGCCUUUGCCAGGAUUCAAACUGCAGUAGUGACAGCACUUCUUCGUCCUCGUCCUCUUCGCCAUCCUCAAAGCAGACCUCUGCAAAGCUUGUCGAAGGAAAUGGAACUACCACAGCAAGGUACGGGGAGAAUACUAACGGGGGAACUUCGCAAGCGAAAGAAUCGCAGCCUUUACUAUGGCCUGCGUGGGUGUACUGCACCAGGUACUCGGACAGACCUUCAUCUGUUUCUACACUAGGCCCAAGGACACGAAAACUGAAAAAGAAGAAAAGCGAGAAGGAAGACAAGCGACCGAGAACCGCUUUCACGGCUGAACAGCUGCAGAGACUUAAAGCCGAGUUUCAGGCGAAUCGGUACAUUACGGAGCAGCGGAGACAGUCGCUGGCCCAGGAACUCAACCUCAACGAGUCGCAAAUAAAAAUCUGGUUCCAGAAUAAGAGGGCCAAAAUCAAAAAGUCCACUGGCUAUAAGAACGGCCUCGCUCUUCAGCUCAUGGCUCAAGGACUCUACAACCAUUCCACAACAACAGUUCAAGAAGAUAAAGACGAUAGCGAAUAAAAAUGGCCCGGCUUCUCUCCUAAAAAUGCCAUGGACGCUGACGCUGA